AUGGACUUUGAGAGUAAAGACAGGAGAUAUGGAGAUCUUCCCGGGAGACAGACAAAGAUUUUCAUGAAAAAUGAAAUUUCCGACGGAGACAGUGCAGCAAUAGAAAACACAAGCAGACAAAUUCCCCACAGUGAGUUCGAGGCUUUUCUUAAAGAUUAUUUUGCAGAAGCAGACGAGAAGAAGUUUAAUCAGACUGUUUUAAGGACGCCUUUAGACGAGGAAUGGCUUGAGGAGAUAGUUGGGAAGGAGACUGAAUGUGCAAGAGAGGCCAUGAUAAAGGGUCUUAUGGGAUGUCUUAUAGACGAAGGAGAUAUUCUUAAUGGCUUUUCCGAAGUUCUGGAGGAGGAAGGAUCUGCAGAAAUGGAAGUGGAAGACUGUAUUGAGGUGGAGAAGACUCUAAGAUCCUUUUCCCUAGAGAAUAUAAGGGAUCUGGUUAGACUGUACAAAGAACAAGUUUCGAUUAACAACAAGAGGAAGGACCUUCUUCGCAAGAAGUUAAAAGAGAGAUUGGCCUACUAUGGAUACUGGAUGGUACUGAGGGCCAUUGACUCGGAAAUUGAGGAUUUGGUUUCCCGAGAGAAGGGAAGAAAGAAGGGAAUUGAGGAGGAAAGAGCUCGGGAGGUUCUAGAAAAACGUUCCGAAUUCAUGGAAUUAUUCAAGGAUUUCUCGGUACUUGAGGAGGACUAUAGAAACUAUGAGGAUCUAUUUGAUCCCAAGGAGAAUGUGGAUGCAAGUAGGCAUGGAGUGUUUCCAUACGACUACUUUUCAUAA
Encephalitozoon intestinalis ATCC 50506 is the source of this 771-nucleotide messenger RNA. RefSeq lists its product as uncharacterized. The record is from RefSeq and is a predicted model, not a curated record. NCBI's taxonomy places the organism in Eukaryota, Fungi, Microsporidia, Unikaryonidae. Bases 1 to 771 code for a protein of 256 amino acids. The transcript has a single exon.